This is a messenger RNA of Nerophis lumbriciformis (worm pipefish), 1068 nucleotides long. NCBI's taxonomy places the organism in Eukaryota, Metazoa, Chordata, Actinopteri, Syngnathiformes, Syngnathidae. The record is from RefSeq and is a predicted model, not a curated record.
ACUCUGUUAACCGACAGCAGCAAGGGGGGUCUUGUCCUAUAUUCCCAGUCAACCGACAUAUAUGAGAACCUUUCCCUGGAGGACUGGAUUGAGGCCAACGUCGACCUGUAUCAACGCAACGUUUUGUUGCUGUGGCGUAACACGCCAGCCGUGGUUAUUGGGCGACACCAGAAUCCAUGGAAGGAGUGCAACCUGUCGCUCAUGAGGCGUUCUGGGAUAUGUUUGGCACGCAGACAGAGUGGUGGAGGGACAGUCUUCCAUGACCUAGGGAACCUGAACUUGACCUUCUUUGCUUCAAAGAAGGCGUACGACCGCCAGAGGAACCUGAAAGUCAUCACUGGGGCCCUGAAUUGUCUCCGGCCUGGACUAGAGGUUGAAGCUACUAAAAGAUUCGACAUAUUCCUGAAGGGGCACUACAAAAUCACAGGAAGUGCCUCUAGAAUUAGCCGUAAGUCAUCCUACCAUCAUUGCACCCUGCUGCACUCGUCCGACCACUCGGCCCUCUCCCCCGUGUUGCACUCCACCUGCCAGGGCCUCCACAGCAACGCCACGCCUAGUGUGCCCUCUCCUGUGACCAACUUGGUGGAUCAUGAACCCACACUGACAUGGAAGGAGCUACUAGAUGCACUGGCUGAUCAGCACAGUGCAGAAUUUGGCGGCAGUGCUGCAAUGAAUCUGGUGAAUCCGGCUGAUGAUGCUGCGUUUCCAGGUCUCGGCACCAAGUCUGCAGAGUUGCGAGCAUGGGACUGGAUCUUUGGAAAGACGCCCAAGUUCAGCGUUAAAACGAGACUUCAAAUGACAGACGAUAUUUCCUCAGCAGGACGCUCGAUCGAGCUGUGUUUAGAAGUGAAAAGCGGUGUGAUUGAGAGCUGUAGGUUAGAUGUUCCCACUGACUGGCUUCCACACAGUUUGACUAGUGAGCUGAGGGGCGUGCUAGAGGGAGAGCGAUUUUGUCCACAACGUACUGCUGCAGCUUUUUCGAUGCUGUUGCGAUGUGAGAGCGGUGAAAAGCAGGACAGACUGCGGAGACUUUGUGAUGCCAUAUUGGCUAUAAUGGGCGCACCAUAA